Molecule: messenger RNA, 3303 nt
Organism: Drepanopeziza brunnea f. sp. 'multigermtubi' MB_m1
Lineage: Eukaryota; Fungi; Ascomycota; Leotiomycetes; Helotiales; Drepanopezizaceae
Biological process (GO): AMP metabolic process; IMP salvage
Cellular component (GO): cytosol
Molecular function (GO): AMP deaminase activity
Source: RefSeq, a predicted model, not a curated record
AUGGAGCAAGACCGAGGCAAGACAGGGUCAGAUGGCUCCUACGAUGAGCAGAGAGAUAAAGAGAGCGACAUGCUCCCUGACCCUGCUCUGGAAGGCGAUAGCCCCGAAGUCACUACGCCCUCGGAUGAGGAGCACGAGGGCAUGCUGGCCCGCGACAUUGGGCGCAAGACGGCCUACUACGACUACGCGGCCGAGAAGCAGCUGAGCCAGGCCGACGCGAAGCUGUUCUACCAGCGCAGCCAGGUGGAGGCACAGAAUACCGGGGGCAACAACUGGGGCAACUCGCAGCACUCGCCGACGGGGAGCCCGGUGCUGAUGCCGAGGUCGGUGUCGAAUGUGUUCGACAAGGAGCAGGCAAGCAUGCGGAGGAGUUGGAGUACAAGCUCGAUGAUGAGCUCGCACGGCGUUCCGCAGAGCUCGGGCAAAUUUAGGGCUGGGGCUCCACUGGGACUAGCAGAUAUGAACAAGUCUCCAGAGAGCAACUUAAUACAAGAGCCAAGCUCAAUAGCCUUCUCGCAGAAUGCGAUUGGCACUCACCGCCAGGAUUCGCUACCUCAGGCGGACAGAUCGGCAAGAGGCCAUGAUGUACACCCGAGUAUACCGCAUGAGUCGAAGCCGCUACUAGAGACAGAAGGACUACAUGGGGCAGGUGCUGGGGUUGGAGUCGGGUCUGGAGCUGGUGGGUUUGCUCAUAACGAUGACAAUAUUACAUCGGAGCUCAGCACUAUCUACACCAAUAUCCAAAAAAUCCUGGAUCUGCGGCACAAGUACAUGCGAUUGUCCUUGCAGCAAGAUGGUGAUAACCCCAAGGACGAGCCUAGUUGGAAGAUCUACCCUCCGCCUCCUGAACCUGCUUGGUAUGAACACGGGUAUGAGGAGCGUGACCGAGGGAACGCUACUGCGAAUGGCAUGGAUAGCCAGAAUGGCAGUAUGUCGAACAGCUUGAUUCUUCCCCAAGAGCAAGCCAAGAAAAUCGUCGACCACUCCCGAAAUAUCAGCAGCGCGUCUCAGCCUGAUAAGUUGCCCCGGCGAAAGCGGAAACCUGGUCAGGACAUUGGCGAGGACUUCUACCUGGAGGAUCUCCUCCCUGUCCCAGGGCCCAACGAGAUGACGUUCAGUCUCGACGAGAACAGCGUCUACCAAGUCUACGAGAAUCCAGAGGCGGUCGAGGCACAAACCCCGGUCAUCAACAUCCCUAAUAUCCGGGAGUACUACAUGGAUCUGGAAGACAUCCUCAAUAUCUCCUCUGAUGGUCCAUGCAAGAGCUUUGCGUUUCGCCGCUUGCAGUACUUGGAAGGCAAGUUCAAUCUCUACGUGCUGCUUAAUGAGUACCAAGAGAUGGCGGACAGUAAGAGAGUGCCUCACAGAGAUUUCUACAAUGUGAGAAAGGUCGAUACGCACGUUCAUCACUCUGCGUGCAUGAAUCAGAAGCAUUUGCUGCGGUUCAUCAAGAGUAAGAUGAAGAAGUGUCCGGAUGAGGUUGUCAUGUUUAGGGAUGGCAAGCAUCUUACGCUCGAGGAGGUAUUUCAGAGUAUCAAUUUGACGGCGUAUGAUCUUAGUAUUGACACGCUUGAUAUGCACGCCCACACCGACUCCUUCCAUCGUUUUGACAAGUUCAACCUCAAGUACAAUCCAAUUGGAGAGUCGAGACUGAGAACUAUCUUCCUCAAGACGGACAACUUCAUCAAUGGUAGAUACCUGGCUGAGAUCACCAAGGAAGUGAUCUCUGAUCUUGAGUCGAGUAAAUACCAGAUGGCUGAAUGGCGUAUCUCGAUCUACGGCCGAAGUAUUGAUGAGUGGGACAAGCUUGCUGCGUGGGUCAUUGACAACAAGCUCUUCUCCAACAAUGUUCGAUGGUUGAUCCAAGUGCCUCGCCUCUUCGAUGUUUACAAGUCUACCGGCUUGAUGGACAACUUUGAGCAAGUCAUCGUAAAUAUUUUCCAACCUCUCUUUGAGGUUACGAAAGACCCGACGAGUCAUCCCAAACUCCACAUCUUUUUGCAAAGAGUUAUUGGAUUCGACUGUGUCGAUGACGAGAGUAAGCCUGAGCGUCGACUGUUCAAGAAGUUCCCAGUGCCAAGGGUUUGGGACUCGAAGCAGAACCCCCCUUACAGCUACUGGAUCUACUACUUGUUCUCCAAUAUGGCCUCCCUGAAUGUGUGGCGCAAGCAGCGAGGCUUCAACACCUUCCUUUUGCGUCCUCAUGCUGGUGAAGCUGGCGAUACAGAUCAUUUGGCUGCUGCUGUUCUGUGCUGUCACAGUAUCAGCCAUGGACUGCUGCUGCGCAAGGUUCCUCUUCUACAGUACAUCUUCUACCUUGAGCAGAUCGGAGUGGCGAUGUCGCCUCUGAGCAACAACGCGCUGUUCCUGGCAUAUGAGCGGAACCCGUUCUUGAGCUACUUUAAGAGAGGCCUCAAUGUAUCCUUGUCGACUGAUGAUCCGCUUCAAUUCGCAUUUACAAAGGAGCCGCUGAUUGAGGAGUACUCAGUGGCUGCGCAGAUCUACAAGCUGAGUGCUGUGGACAUGUGCGAGCUGGCCAAGAACUCGGUUACGCAGAGUGGAUUUGAGCAUGCUGUUAAGCAGAGAUGGUUGGGUCAGGAUUACCACUUGCCUGGUGUAAAGGGUAACACUAUGGCCAAGACAAAUGUGCCCAACAUUCGGGAGGGCUUCAGACAUGAGACACUCUUGCAGGAGCUUGCGAUGAUUGCACGAUACACAGCUGUAGCCACCCCAACAACAGCGGUAUCUGGCAAGACAGAGCCUGUACCUACAGCAUAUAUCCCUCCACAAGCUCCUCCCUCCCCAACAUCGUCAUUGAAGACCAACCUCUCCAUCGCCACCGGCAACAGCCAUCCCGAGCCAACUCCAACUCCCCAGCACUACCAGCAAUUCCCUGCCCAAGCGGCCCGCAUCCCUAUCUCGCACUCCCAAGCUCAGCUCGACAUGAUACAGCAGUCGCACGGCAGCCCCAUCCAGCGCGCCGUCUCGCGGCCCAACUCCACCAUGGCCAGUCCACACAUGUCGAGUCUCAAUCGCGAGGCGUCGUGGCCGGUAUCAGAGGCAUUCGGUGAUCUUCAUCUUUCGGCUAGCGAGCCACGGAUCUUUCCAGGAGUGGUGAGCCGGACCCAGAGGAAGGGGAGCGUGAGGAUGGGUAGCUCGAGCGAGACGGAUGAGGGGAGGGCAAUGAAGGGGGUGAAGACUAUGGGCGGGUCUCUGAAGGAGAGGGAUAAGGCGGGAGAGGAGCAGGAGAGCGAUGGGGAAAUGGAGGAGGCGGGGGGGCGGGAUGAACAGGAUUCGACGUAG